AAAUUGGCUCAUUCUCUAUCUUCACUAUUUCUUUCACUUUAUCUCUGGGCGAACAGUAACUAUAACUGCGCUAUCUGACCAUCAGCAUCGGCGACAUCUGCGCGCAUUGUGCAUUCUAGUUUCAGACCUCGAGCAAGGCUCGGACGUGGGAGAGCACCACCAUACCCCCAGUUUGGCAUUGUCAACCAAACCUCCACCACCAAGACACCGACCUCAUCCUUUCAAACUAGAACCUCACUCGCAUCUCAACGCUUCAUCAUCACCAUGGCUCCUCUUACCCCCGCCGAACAGGAGAAUCACCAAGCGCUUCUCGAUCGUCUCGACAUCGCGGCAGUUUCCCGUCCGUUCCGCAAUCCGAAUUGGAAGCCAUCGCAGCGGCGCAACAAGAACGUCAAGCAGCUUAUUUCGGAGAGCUCGAGGAAGGAGGCUUCUGUUAUGGCAACACAAUCUAAUUCCGGCGCAACCACACCACUCCCAGCUACGUCCGCCAGCACCGACGGCAGUCAGACCCCUGCCGAUGGCACACCUCGAACGAACAUCGCGCAGGCCGCGCAGAACCUCUCGACACUGGUGCUGGAAAAGAACGCACGAGCUGCAUUUACAUCUGGACCUGCCGUAACGUACACGAAUAUCGAAUCCGCACCCUCAUUGCACCCUUCGCAGCAAACCCGCUACUGCGAUAUAACAGGACUGCCUGCUCCAUACACAGAUCCUAAGACGAGAUUGAGGUAUCACGACAAGGAGGUCUUUGGUGUGAUUAGAACACUUGGUCAGGGAGUGCCGGAGAGCUAUUUGGAGCUCAGAGCUGCACAUGUGGUUCUCAAAUAAACGAUGCUAUGAUUUUGCUAUGGAAAUGUUUGUUUUACACUGUAAGAUAUCAGGGGCUAGAUAGCAGCCUAAUCUAAUACGCGAAUUAUGUACGGCCAACACAGUCAAGCCCUUUCCACCCACCAUGCCCCUCUCGAGACAGGUUCAAAGAAAACGCUCCGGCUUAUUCGUGACCUUAUUAUGAAAGUUGAUCUUCGCCUUGUGCAAGAUGCACUCGACUAGUACCGAAGCUCCAGGAACCGGAACAUCAGUUACAGCAUCCGAAGAUGCUGUCGCCGCGGCGUGAAAUGAGUUGAGCCCAAUGGCUCGC
Aspergillus vadensis CBS 113365 is the source of this 1138-nucleotide messenger RNA. RefSeq lists its product as uncharacterized. The record is from RefSeq and is a predicted model, not a curated record. Gene Ontology annotation, cellular component: Ino80 complex. The transcript is spliced from 2 exons. Bases 265 to 828 code for a protein of 187 amino acids. Gene Ontology annotation, biological process: chromatin remodeling. NCBI's taxonomy places the organism in Eukaryota, Fungi, Ascomycota, Eurotiomycetes, Eurotiales, Aspergillaceae.